UCAUCAAAGUUCCGAUUGGAAAACAGCGAUUACGUGAUCGAUACUGACACCGAUAUGAAUUCCUUUUGCGGAGGUCUGUUGUUUGCCCUUUUGGUGGGAUCCAGCUGGGCAGCUCCCCAUGGAGGACACGCCACCAGCUACAGCUCGGUGACCAAGCACGAAGGACCCGUCCACAAGAGCCUGGGCUACGGUUACGAUCACGAUGUGGUCAGUGCCUACGGUGGCGUCUACGGACACGGCUAUCCGAGUCUCGGCCACUCGGGCUACGGAUACGGAUACGACAAGCACGAGCCCUACCACUAUCCCAAGUACCACUUCGACUACGGCGUCAAGGAUGCCCACACCGGAGACCAGAAGAGCCAGUGGGAGACGCGGGAUGGCGACAAGGUGAAGGGCAGCUACUCCCUCAAGGAAUCCGAUGGCACCACCCGAGUGGUGGAGUACACCGCCGAUGACCACAAUGGCUUCAAUGCCGUGGUGAAGAAGCUGGGCCACGCCCACCACCCCCAGGUCUACCACAAGGGCUACGGACACGGCGAUGUCUACGGCGCCGACUACGGCUACGGUCACGAUGUGGCGCACUACGGCGGAUACGGACACGGAGGACACGCCAGCAGCUACGUGAGCGUGAAGCAGCUGCACUAGGAACCAAGGUGCUGACUUACCCGACGAAAUCGAUCUGAAACCAACAGUAGUUAACAAUGCAACCAACUUACCUGACUAAAGCAAGCUUAUUUUUACACGUGUAGUAUUGACCAUAUGUAUAAUUUUA
This is a messenger RNA of Drosophila santomea, 772 nucleotides long. It is a transcript of the gene Cpr76Bb, whose product is annotated as adult-specific cuticular protein ACP-20. NCBI's taxonomy places the organism in Eukaryota, Metazoa, Arthropoda, Insecta, Diptera, Drosophilidae. The record is from RefSeq and is a predicted model, not a curated record. Gene Ontology annotation, cellular component: extracellular matrix. The coding region runs from base 55 to 645 and encodes 196 amino acids. The transcript has a single exon.